Messenger RNA from Pieris macdunnoughi, 885 nucleotides. The record is from the annotation of a GenBank genome assembly. Lineage: Eukaryota; Metazoa; Arthropoda; Insecta; Lepidoptera; Pieridae.
AUGUCCGAAAAUAUUUUGUUAUGCUUAUUGUUUGUAAAUAUCGUAUUUUGUUAUGACUAUUUGGACCUGAAUCCUAAUGACCGUUCGAGGAAGGGAGGCUAUAAGACAGAUGAAAUGGAUGAUAGUGAAGUGGCUAACAUCGACGUUGCUGGUUUAAUUCAAACUGCUGAUGACGACGGGUUAAAUAAUAGAUUCGAAGUAGCCGAUGAUUCACGAGACUACCUAUCAAAUAAUAAUUUUGACUCACUAGUUGAGGCCAACUUAGAAGAGUAUCAAGGAAAUGAGGAUUACUCGAAUAAAGAUACACACGACGAUGGUUUAUUCGAUGAAAAACCUCAGAGUUACCGGAACGAUCGUUCACUAGCUACGAAUGAGAAGGAAAUUCAAAGAUAUGACAAUUUUAAUACCCAAAAUAACUACAAGAAUUUACAAAAGAAAUGCGUGUUUAAAAAUAUGAAAAUUCCUUUUUUUUCCCAUGAAAAACGGAAGACGACUCGGCCAAAGAACAAAAAAAGAAAAUUAUUCAACUUUGCAUCAAAAAAACUAAAGGGGAAGGCCAGUAAAGUUACUACGCCUUUGAGCUUGACGACACAGAGGUCUACAGAAAGCACUUUAUUUAAAUUGAAUAAAAGAUCUUAUUUAGAACGAGUAUGUCCUAUAUGUAGACGAAAAUUUAUAGCGAGACGGGUGAAGAGCUAUGAGCAAUCAACUAGUUUAAUUCACAAUAGCAGACAGUUUUAUAAUAGAAACCCAUAUAAUAUUGAACAUCAAGGUAAUUACAAUAAAAUAAGUAAGAGCGAAGACGAAGAGCCUGAACAAACAAUGAGAGAUCCAACAUUAUCGAGUGAACUUUCUCCGGAAGAUAAUUAUUUGAGAGAUUCGUGA